UGUUCAAUUCCCUUACCCACUUAAUCCUACUCUAGGCAUAUUAACACUGGUACAUAUACUCGCAUUCACAAGGCACUCCCGCUUUACCCCCCGAACUUUUUGACUGAAACACCAUUUCCCUAGUUAACAUGGCGCAACGAUGGUGGAGGACCUGGGAGGACACUCCCUUGCCCCGAACAAAAGUCAAAAUCCUGCCGGAUCCUUCUACGCUUUCCAAUGCAGAGAUAUUGGAUGAACUGCUUCACUCAGCGGACCAGGGAAUGUAUAUGCCAAAAGAUCUACGCAAUGAAAUCGAUCAAACAACGCUCGAAAUCAUCCACGCGCAAGGCAACAGUCCUCUUUGGGUUCGCCAUGCCAGAAUUAAAGCGAUCGCAGGAAUGAUCCAUCGCCUCCAUUCACAGCUUCAGAGCAAUCGUGACUUGGCAUCCCAUGUGCAUCUCAUCGAAACAAUUGACUAUCUGAAGUACGAGCGAAAAUGGACGAUGGACGAGUUGAGGGGUGAAAUAGCGCAUCGACAAGAUGAAAAGACGAUGAAGGAAACCUGCGCUAAAGGGGGAGUCUUCAUGAAUAUACAUGCCCUGGCCUUGGAAUACGACGCAAUGACGUGGUAUAUGGGCCUCGAGGAAGAAUUUCAUUCGAGGCGAGUGCCCGGCCGCUCCGGGCAUGCCCCUUACAACGCAUCAGUCCGUCGAUACAUGCUACGAAACCAUAGAGCACUCUUUGGACCGGAUGGCAGAGUGAAGAGGGCGGAAAAGGCAAAUGUUACGGAUCAGCCGAAACCGUGACUGAACAGAGCACUGGUAGAUGGGGUUGUCGAUGAAUCUUGCGAACGGCAAUACAAAAGUUGGUGCGCGCAAGACGGGACGGCAGAGACAAUGAGAAGGCGUAAU
This is a messenger RNA of Eremomyces bilateralis CBS 781.70, 890 nucleotides long. RefSeq lists its product as uncharacterized. Bases 129 to 785 code for a protein of 218 amino acids. Lineage: Eukaryota; Fungi; Ascomycota; Dothideomycetes; Eremomycetales; Eremomycetaceae. The record is from RefSeq and is a predicted model, not a curated record. The transcript has 2 exons.